CUUUAGUUGCAGAGUGAAACCCUAAUCAGAAUACAUGGUUGAUGCCUUGAGGAGCCAUCGGGAGAUCGUUGGUAUGCGUCGGUAGGGGUUACAGUUGCAGGUAAACGGAUAAUGGCUGGGAGCUGUGCUAUUAUGUGUUAUUUUCGGAUUCUCUGAAGUGGAUAUUUUGAGGUUGGGAGAUAUGUCCCUGAGAAUCAAAGCCGUGGUUGAUAAGUUUGUGAAGGAGCUGAAAGAAGCUCUCGAUGCAGAUAUCCAAGACCGGAUCAUGAAAGAGAGGGAAAUGCAAAGCUACAUCGAGGAGAGGGAGAGAGAGGUCGCCGAGAGAGAGGCUGCUUGGAAGGCUGAGCUAUCUCGUCGAGAGGCAGAGAUUGCCCGACAAGAAGCUAGGCUUAAGAUUGAGAGAGAGAACCUUGAGAAAGAGAAAAGUGUCUUAAUGGGAACUGCAUCAAAUCAGGAUAACCAGGAUGGGGCUCUUGAAAUCACAGUAAGCGGUGAGAAGUACCGAUGCCUCAGGUUUGCUAAAGCAAAAAAAUGAAGUUUACUAUGGAGAACUUUGUGAUGUCCUGAUUCUAUUCUUUAACCAGCCAGGAGCUACACUCUGCAGCUGGUAAUCUUCAAUCUUCAUGUAUUUUAAGUGCAAUGAUCUGGUCCAAGCUUGUAUAUAGCUUCUGCCAUUUCUUUUCUAGGAAUUGGGUUGCAAUUGCUAUUUAGAUGCAGAUAUAAAAAAGGAAUGGUGUCAGCAGUUAUAUUUCCUCCUGUUAAUUUUUAUCUGAAGAGAAAUGUGGUCUUCUAAAAACUGACUGGCCAGCUAUACUCUUAACAUUUAUUUGCAUCCUCAAGAGGA
Messenger RNA from Telopea speciosissima, 844 nucleotides. RefSeq lists its product as uncharacterized. The transcript has 2 exons. NCBI's taxonomy places the organism in Eukaryota, Viridiplantae, Streptophyta, Magnoliopsida, Proteales, Proteaceae. The record is from RefSeq and is a predicted model, not a curated record. Bases 182 to 535 code for a protein of 117 amino acids.